AUGAGUAGCAGCGAUUCGGACAAGUGCUAUAAAUGCAACGAGAAGGGUCACAUCGCGCGAAACUGCCCAUCGCAGACGCAUGACGGCAAUCGACGAGGAGCCUCUGGCGGUUUGUGCCCUUUUUUUGGGCAACUUGUAAAACUCGGCUCGUUUUUAUCUUUUUUUAAAGGACAGUGA
Gongylonema pulchrum is the source of this 177-nucleotide messenger RNA. The record is from the annotation of a GenBank genome assembly. NCBI's taxonomy places the organism in Eukaryota, Metazoa, Nematoda, Chromadorea, Rhabditida, Gongylonematidae.